UUUUGUUGUUGUUUUUUUUAAUGUAGAGAUGGAUGGAGAUGACUGCAGUUUUCCUCCAGAUUCAUUGGAUGGCCAGUCACAAAGAGGAAGUGUGGCUUCCUCUGCAACACUAACCCGAGUUCAAGAUGUGAUUAUCUAUUUAUUUGGAGAGAGUGCAAUCCACCUCACUCUGGAAGGACUAGGCAAUGUUAAUGUUCAGGAGCUAGGCCGAAAUGUUCGCGAGGCUCUUCAUAUCCCUGACUCUGUACAGGAUGCAUUUACUUUCUGGUUGUGUUCUCCACUGCUUGAAUUGCAGUUAAAGGUGAGACAUCAGCCGUACAAACUGUGUCGGCAGUGGCAGGAUCUGCUGUAUCGUUUCACUGAUGCCUCAGAGGAGGACAUAUCACUUGAUGAACCAUGUCUCCAAUACAGACGGAAUGUGUUUUAUCCAAAAUCCAAAGAGCAGCAGGUGGAUGUUGAAGUUGUGCUAAAACUUCUGUACGAAGAGGCCAAGGACAACAUCCUCACGGGACGUUAUCCCUGUGAUCCCGAGCACUGGAUGACUCUUGGAGCCUUGUCUUUUGCGCUGGACAAGGGAACAGGUCUGGACAGCCAGCAGUUUACAUCAACUUUAAGAGAGAAGAAGCUCUCCUCUUAUUUGCCUGCGCAUGUUGUCAUGGGGAGUGGAGGGCUGCUCUCCACUCUGAGAGGGAAGUCAAGUCGUCAUGCGGAGCUGGAGCAGAACCUGUUGGCAGAGUACAGAAAGAUCAGCACAGCUGCUGCAAGCCAUGAACGCGCACAGCUCCUACACCAGUACCUCAGCACAUGUCACUCUCUACCUUAUUACGGGUGUGCAUUCUUUUUCGGUGAAAUUGACAAACCAGUGCAAGGUAUCCUUCAAAGGGGAAAGCGUAAAGCUGUAAAUAUCGGUAUAUCUCUGGAGGGAGUUUAUGUGAUGGACGUCAAGGAGAAGCAUGUGCUUCUCGGCCUGCGUUUUAGUGAGCUCUCGUGGGACCACAGCUACCCCGAGGAGGAGGUGGAUUCACACAUUCUAUGGUUGGAGUUUGAUGGAGAGGAAGAUGGCACACCAGUCAACAAAUUACUAAAAAUCUACUCCAAACAAGCAGAGCUUAUGAGUGGCUUCAUUGAGUUCUGCGUGGAACUGAAGUCUUCAUCUGAGGAAGGAGCUACUCUGGAAACAGACGGUGAAGCCAGUCUCUCUCAGCAGCAAGGCGGAGGCAAGAACGGGCGCGGGGGCCGACGUGGGAGGCUGCGCAGGCAAAGCAGUGUUGUGUGUAGCCGCGUCCAUUCACUGAACACCAUCAGCUAUGUGGACACUGGAAAAGAAAUCAAGCGCUUGAAGCCCAAACGAGCUGCUUCCUUCUUCAGUCGACAGCCGUCUGCAGUGCCGGCGUACUCAGCUGUGCAAGUAGCAGAGAGUCUCGAACAGGGCUGAGCCCAGUCGUCCGCCAUGUUCUGCUCUCAAGACCAAACGUGAAAAACUUUACACCGAGUUCAGACAAAAGACUUGACGCAAGCUCAAAUCAUUUAAUGACAAUAUAUCAAAAAAAAUCUGAGGACCAAUUGCACGCGCCAAUAUUUAACCUUUGACGUUUUGUAUAUCGGUAGGUACAACAAUGUGAAAAGUAACUGGGUCCGUUAACGCUUAUACUUCGAGAUUAAACUGCAGUGGUUCUUCAUUCGAUGAUCUUAGACCAAAAAAAAAACAAAAACUCUGAGCAUGACUUCCUUUGUAAGUCCUUAGAGAAA
This is a messenger RNA of Cynoglossus semilaevis (tongue sole), 1749 nucleotides long. It is a transcript of the gene frmd8, whose product is annotated as FERM domain containing 8. The record is from RefSeq and is a predicted model, not a curated record. NCBI's taxonomy places the organism in Eukaryota, Metazoa, Chordata, Actinopteri, Pleuronectiformes, Cynoglossidae. Gene Ontology annotation, cellular component: plasma membrane; cytoskeleton. The transcript is spliced from 10 exons. The coding region runs from base 29 to 1435 and encodes 468 amino acids. Gene Ontology annotation, biological process: negative regulation of canonical Wnt signaling pathway.